This is a messenger RNA of Encephalitozoon cuniculi GB-M1, 2124 nucleotides long. RefSeq lists its product as uncharacterized. The transcript has a single exon. The record is from RefSeq and is marked provisional. Gene Ontology annotation, molecular function: single-stranded DNA binding; single-stranded 3'-5' DNA helicase activity; ATP binding. Bases 1 to 2124 code for a protein of 707 amino acids. NCBI's taxonomy places the organism in Eukaryota, Fungi, Microsporidia, Unikaryonidae. Gene Ontology annotation, cellular component: nucleus; MCM complex. Gene Ontology annotation, biological process: DNA replication initiation; mitotic DNA replication; double-strand break repair via break-induced replication.
AUGACAGAGGAGGUUCAUGACAAGUUCUUGGAGUUCCUUUACAAUACACCGAAGGUCCGGGCGGCGGCGGAGCAGGCGAUAUACAGGAACGAAGGAGUGCUACUGGUUGACCUCCGGGAUGUUAGUGCCUAUUCUGCAGAGCUGCACGCAGAUCUACUCCUGAACUUUUCGCGGAACGUUGAGAGGAUCGACAGAAGCACGGCUGUGUAUACGAUGAGGGAGUUUUCUACUGCGCUUGAGCACACGUCGUUCUGCAACAGCCAUGUGAUUUAUAAGAUCAGGGAGUUGAAAAGCAACAGGCUUGGACAGCUUCUGAGCUUCAGCGGCACGGUCACAAGAACCACGCAGGUCAGGCCGGAGCUUGUCAGCGGGACGUUUGUAUGCAAGAUCUGCGGCUCUGUUAUCGACAACGUUUUCCAAGAGUUCAAGUACACCGAGCCCUUGACGUGUCCAAACCACCUGUGCACGAACAGGAGGCUGUGGAAGCUGGACAUUGACAAAAGCAAGUUUCUGAACUGGCAAAGAAUACAUGUUCAGGAAAACACGGAGGAGAUUCCUCCUGGGUCUCUUCCAAGAAGCAUGGAUGUGAUUGUCAGAAACGACUUGGUUGAAAAGAUAAGGGCCGGAGACAAGGUUGUGAUGACAGGGUAUUUGAUAGUUGUUCCCGAUGUGGUGCAGCUGAUGAUGCCUCAGAGCAAGAGUGUUCCUAUGCAGAGUGGGGAGUCUGAUGAGAUUAGGAAGAAGAGGAACAUAAAUAUCAAGGACCUGAACCAUAAGCUCAGCUUUAUGUGCAUUCAUGCAGGAUGCAGUGUUGAGGAGGAUGAGGAGUUUACAAACGAAGAGCUUGCCACGAUAAGUGAGAUGAGGUCGACGCCUGACCUUUAUUACAAGCUGAGCCAGAGCAUGUUUCCGUCGAUUCACGGGCACUACUCGAUCAAAAACGCGAUUUUACUUCUGCUUGUCGGGGGAGUCGGGAAGAGGGCGGAGGGAGGAACAAGACUCCGAGGAGACAUAAAUAUGCUGCUUGUUGGGGAUCCCGGGACGGCAAAGUCGCAGUUCCUGAAGCAGGCAAGCGCAUUUCUUCCGAGAAGUGUAUAUACAUCUGGGAAGAGCAGCAGCGCAGCAGGGCUUACAGCAAGUGUGGUGAAGGAUGGUGAGACCGGAGAGUUUACCAUUGAGGCGGGUGCGCUGAUGCUCAGCGACACAGGGGUGUGCUGCAUCGACGAGUUCGACAAGAUGAAUGUCAAGGACCAGGUGAGCAUUCAUGAGGCCAUGGAGCAGCAGACUAUAACGAUAUCGAAGGCGGGGAUAAAUGCAACUCUCAAUGCCCGAAGUAGCAUCCUGGCAGCAGCAAACCCAAUAAAGGGAAGGUACGACAAGAAAAAGACUCUGAGACAGAAUAUAAACCUCAGCGCACCUGUAAUGUCAAGGUUCGACCUAUACUUUGUUCUUAUCGACGAUGCAGAUCCGGAGAACGAUAGAAACGUUGCAACCCAUGUUCUCAACAGCCAUGCAUCGGUCACUGAUUCGGGAGUCCUUGCAAGUUACUUCACCAGGGAGCAGGUGAAGCUGUACCUGCGAUAUGCCAGGAAGAAGACCCCCAGGAUGACUGCAGAGGCAAAGGAAAUGCUCAUCAAAAGGUACGUUGGCAUAAGACAAGACAGUCUUAUCCAUAGCAACAACUACAUGAUGACUGUCCGGCAUCUGGAGAGUCUGAUUCGACUUAGCGAGGCGCUUGCAAAAGUCCAUGACAACGAUCUUGUGACAAAAGAGUAUGUAGAGGAGGCGCAUAGACUGGUGAAGAGCAGUGUUGUCGAGGUCAAGGGAGAGGAUAUAGAGAUAAUCCCGAAGACUGCAGACGAGCCAGGAUUCAUGGUAAGCAGCAAGGACUAUGUGAGAAUAACCAACUCCUUCAUAUAUCUCAUAAAGACGCGGGAGCCUAUGGAGAGACGCGAGCUGGUCGAGGCGCUUCUGUCUGAAAGCGAGUCAUCGAUAGAGAGUGAGAGAGCCCUGGUUGAUGAGCAGAACAAGGCAGAGAAUGUGCUGUCCUUUCUUAUAGGGAGGGAGGGUGUCCUGUUCAUUAGCGACGGAAAGAUCCACAUCCAUCCCAGCUAUGAUGUAUGA